Messenger RNA from Perca flavescens (yellow perch), 3958 nucleotides. RefSeq names its product SID1 transmembrane family, member 2 (gene sidt2). Gene Ontology annotation, biological process: RNA transport. NCBI's taxonomy places the organism in Eukaryota, Metazoa, Chordata, Actinopteri, Perciformes, Percidae. Gene Ontology annotation, cellular component: plasma membrane; lysosome. The record is from RefSeq and is a predicted model, not a curated record. The transcript is spliced from 26 exons. The coding region runs from base 635 to 3199 and encodes 854 amino acids. Gene Ontology annotation, molecular function: double-stranded RNA binding; RNA transmembrane transporter activity.
UCUGUUUGUUUACUGUCUGAGCGUGGAGGGGGGCGCUAAUGUCACAGAUUUCUCACACUAUAAACACGCUCAAUCUCUUCACCCUCUGCGCGAGAUAUAGCUACUUGCAUAAUGCCGCGGCACCGCGAAUACACGCCGUGACAACCGAUCACGUUGGACAGACUGGAAAAAAACACUUGGUGCUGUUUUGUUUUUGACACUGCCCGCGUAGCUGGAGCCGAACUCCUAUAUCAAAACAUGGAGCUGCCUUAGCAGCGUUGACCAACAAUGCUAACGUUAUAGCGCAGCUAGCUAGCUUGCCAGGUUUUCAGAUGAAGAGGAAUUGAGUAUCGUUGUCUUGAAACUUUUUGUCUCGACACUUGGGUUGUUUGUUGCAUAACCUUAGCUAGCUGGCAGCUUCGAGUGCGUUGCGGAUGUCAAUACGACGAGGAGCAAAUAUAAAGCUAAUGUAAACACCUCGCUGUCUCUUUAGCUUGUCAGUUAGCAGCUGUUGUUAUUGUUGGUUAUUGCUGGAAGGCGCACAGCUAAACUAGCCAUCUUACGAGUAAUUGUUGCUGAAUGGGGGUGGAGUUGUCGCAAAGGCUAGAAUAACGUUAGGUAUCAGUUACAUUUUAGGAAGACGGUGUCAGACAAAAUGGUGUUAAGGAGUUGCUGGAAGUCUCGACAUAAAAACAGCUCUGGACCUGCUCCAUGUUGGACCCGACCACGAUUGGCAGCCCUGCUCUGGCUAUGUGUGACCCAGUUUGUUUGCGGCAGCGGGGCGGAGGGGGAAACCAACACUGUGAUCCAGAAAGAUGCAGAGUUUGAUGUCACCUAUAAUGAUACAGUUACAAGUGAAAACCAGACCAUCUAUGCUUUCAAUCACACCGUCUCCAGGAAUAAGACGGAGGGAGUGCGUGUGUUUGUGGAUGUGUUAUCACAGGGUUUUGAGAGUCCCAUCCUGUUUGUGGUACGACAGAAGCAAGCUGUGGUGUCUUUUCAAGUCCCUCUCAUUUUAAGAGGCCUCUACCAGAGGAAGUACCCUUACAGUCAUGUGGGCCGGACAUUGUGCCAGCCCCCAACCCGGGCCGCCUCUGAGACCCAGUACUUUUUUGUGGACGUGUCCACCCUGUCCAGCCUGGGUACAAACUACCAGCUCAGGGUCAGCCGUGUUGAAAGCUUCACCCUGCAGACAGACAAGAAAUUCAGCUUCACCGCGUCACCAUCCCAACCUCAGUACUUCAAGUAUGUCUUUCCUGAUGGGGUGGACACUGUGAUCGUCAAGGUCAACUCAGAAAUGACCUUUCCCUGCUCUGUUAUGUCCAUCCAGGACAUCCAGUGUCCUGUCUAUGAUCUUGACAACAAUGUGGCCUUCAUUGGGAUGUACCAGACUAUGACCAAAAAAGGCGCAAUCACUGUGCAGAGAAAAGAUUUUCCCAGCAACAGUUUCUAUGUGGUGGUAGUGGUAAAAACCGAGGACGAGGCGUGCGGCGGUCCGCUGCGCUUCUACCCUCUCCGUCCUGAUGAGCUGAUCGACGCCGGCAACCGCAGCAAGUUCAUUGAUGUGAUUGUCACCCCUGCUAUCAACUCGGAGGUUUAUGUGAUGGGCAUGCUGUUCUGUCUGGGUAUCUUCCUCUCCUUCUAUCUGCUCACCUUGCUCAUGACCUGUCUGGAGAACAAGCGAAUGAAGAAGAGAGAGGUGUUUCAGAUUGCUGCUGACAUGUCGCCUGCUGAGACAGCCUCUCUGCUUGGGAAGAACGGAGAUGGCAAAACUCCAGCCUCGCCAUAUGAAUAUGGUUCCUUUGCUGACAACGGAAGCACACUCAGUUCAGAGGCCAUAACUGACAGCGCCACAUCAACUGACAACAACUAUGGAUACGUGGAGCAAUCGUUGGACAGUAUUGGACGAAGCAGGCAGGAGUCUCUGAGCUCUGUGGAGGAGGAUGACUAUGACACGCUGGACGACAUCAACUCGGACAAAAACAUUGUCCGCACCAAGAAAUUUCUAUGUGUGUCUGACCUGUCCCGCAAAGACAAGAGGAUCCUCAGCAAGAAAUACCAAAUCUACUUCUGGAACAUUGCUACUAUUGCUGUGUUCUAUGCGCUGCCAGUUGUCCAGCUGGUCAUCACCUACCAGACGGUGGUCAAUGUUACAGGAAACCAGGACAUCUGCUUUUACAACUUCCUGUGUGCCCACCCUCUGGGAGCUCUAAGUGCGUUCAACAACAUCCUGAGUAACCUCGGUUACGUGCUGCUGGGACUCCUCUUCCUCCUUAUUGUCCUCAAAAGAGAUAUCGUCCACAAUCGAGCCCUGGUCCGCAACGAUCUCAACGCGCUGGAAUGUGGUAUCCCAAAGCACUUUGGUCUGUAUUAUGCCAUGGGAACUGCUCUAAUGAUGGAGGGCUUGCUCAGUGCCUGCUACCACGUCUGUCCAAACUACACCAACUUCCAGUUUGACACCUCCUUCAUGUACAUGAUUGCUGGACUGUGUAUGUUGAAGUUGUAUCAGAAGAGACACCCAGACAUCAACGCAAGUGCUUACACUGCCUACGCCUGCCUGGCUGGGGUCAUCUUCUUUUCUGUGCUGGGAGUGGUAUUUGGGAAAGGAAACACAGUCUUCUGGAUCAUUUUCUCAGUGAUCCACAUUUUGUCCACUAUGCUCCUCAGCACACAGCUCUACUACAUGGGCCGAUGGAGGCUGGACUCCGGGAUGCUGCGCAGGAUUGUGUACGUCAUCUACACAGAUUGCAUCAGGCAGUGCAGUGGACCUAUGUACAUAGACCGUAUGGUUCUGCUCGUAAUGGGGAACAUAGUCAACUGGUCUCUAGCUGCCUAUGGCCUCAUAGAGAGACCCAAUGACUUUGCCUCCUACCUUUUGGCCAUCGCUAUCUGCAACCUGCUGCUCUACUUUGCCUUUUAUAUCAUUAUGAAGUUGCGGAGCGGUGAGAGAAUCCAGUGUCUGGCGUUGGUGUGUAUUCUGUUCACAGCCGUGGUGUGGGGCUUUGCACUGUAUUUCUUCUUCCAGGGUCUCAGCACCUGGCAGAAAACUCCAGCAGAGUCUCGAGAGCACAACAGGGACUGUAUCCUGCUUUCAUUCUUUGAUGACCAUGACAUUUGGCACUUCCUCUCCUCCAUCGCCAUGUUUGGAUCCUUCCUGGUCCUCCUGACCAUGGAUGACGACCUCGACACCGUCCAGAGAGACAAGAUAUUGGCCUUCUAGAUAUGUCAGAUCUUCUGUGAUGAGCUCAGCUCUUCUUCUCUGCCUUAUCGCCCUUGUCUCUCUCCAUUUGCAUCUCCUAUUUGUUCUAAAAAAAAGCACAGCCAGCGCCUGUCCCCCCCCCCGGCUGUACAGUGGGCACCUCUGCCUGCCACAGCCAGUCAGCCAGUAAGGGAAGGGCAGUAGCCCCUCCCUCCACCUGUAUGGACACAAAUGUGCCAAUGAAGAACCUGGGUCGACGUCGAGUGAUGCUGAAGUGUUUUGUCCUCUCGCUGCCAUCAUCAAUAUAACUGUUGUAAUCGAUGUUUACUUCCUGCUGACGAUGAAGAUAACAACAUACACUCUUACUAUCUAAGAAACUAUCCAAAUUAACUUAUUUUAUACUGUCUGCAUUACAUUUGACCGCAAAGUCAGCAAUGCAUUUAGCAAAUUACUGUUUCUAUGCUGUGUGUCUUUGUACAGGUGUGCGUGUGUUUACAAACAUAAAUGUGAGAAUAUGAAUUCUGUCCAGUCUGUCAGUGGCCUUUAAUGUUCUAAUCAUGUUACAUACUGUGCUCUGAUUGGUCAGGCCCUCGAGCUAGCCGUCCUUCUUUUGGAGAAUAAUAAUAAUAAUAAUAAUAAUAAUGAUUGUAUUUACUUCUUGAUUGCCCUAAAGUCUGAAUGCAAAGGUAUUUUUUUGCACUGUACUGUAUGACAAGAAACUGAUUUUAAUGUCAAACAUUGCAAUGAGCGGUUACUGAAUAAAGGUAUCAUUUUCAGAUA